CAAAAUGUUAUCUAUUCCAUAAAACGCUGAUGGAUAAAAGUGCUGAAGACUUAAAUAAAGAAGGUAUCAAUCUUGAAAUAGAUAAUGAAAGUGAAAAAAAUAUUAGAGUAAAAUGCUCGGAGUUUGAGAUUUCUCACUCCUAUUGAGAUUUCUGCUGAGAUAUAAAAAUCUUUGUGUGAAAGAGUAAAAAAGUCCACAGAGAUGGAAGUAAGAAAAGCGGUGAUUACUGUUCCAGCUUACUUUGAUGAUUCAGCGCGUAAUGCAACAAAAUUAGCUAGCAUAGAAGUUCUUCGCCAUUAAUGAGCCACCCGCAGCAGCACUUUCUUAUUUUAUUGCAAAGAACAAUAAGAGUGGGAUAUAUAUAAAAUUUACAUAUUAAAAUUACAUCAAGGAGUGUUUCAAGUUCUUGCGGUUGGUGGUGACACCAAACUUGGUGGUGAUGACUUUGAUCACCUUCUAAGUAUGAUUAUAUUGGAUAAAUGCAGAAAGAAAAUAGGUAAAGAUCUCAGUUCUCGUAAGCAUUUAUUUACAAUAUCACGAUCAAUAAAGGAGCACUUAUGCAAGAACAUUUCUAGCACUUUUAAAUUCAACAUUAUUGGUGAAUUGUUUAAAUGCAAAAUUACAAAUGAAGAAUUCGAACAGACAAUCAGUUCUUUAGUUAACAAAACUAUUAAUAUAGUUAGUCACUCA
Molecule: messenger RNA, 690 nt
Organism: Brugia malayi
Lineage: Eukaryota; Metazoa; Nematoda; Chromadorea; Rhabditida; Onchocercidae
Source: the annotation of a RefSeq genome assembly